AUGGGCGCUGCCCGCGUGGACGUGCACGAGGAGCUGCGCAAGCUGAAGCAGAUCGCAGAGCACACUGAGGAAUGGGCCAGCAAGGUGACGAGCUUCUUAGUAGUCACACAAGACCUCUGCAAAUCUGCAGCGCACAUUUUGUGCCACCUAGAUGACGAUGCGCGGGGAAUUGAGAAUGUGCUGGUGUCAGGGGCUGAGACAGUUGCUGAAACAGUCGCCCAGGUUGUUGAGCUGGCAAGGACGAGGAGCACCGAGGUGGUGAAGCAGUAUCAGAAGAGAUCCCAGGGAGUAAAUCACAGAGAGCUGCAAUCCAAAGUGGAGCAAGCAUCAUUGUCUGUGGGAUUGGCCAUAUUCGAGACACUGCAGCUGCAGGCUGAACAGUUCAGGAAGCUGUCGGAGAAGUCCAUUGGGGCGGCCAGGAAGCGUGCAAGCUCCUUGGCAUCGCGGCUGCCAUCGCUCCCUGUCAGUGAGAGCGGUUUCCCGCACGCCCUGAUGCCCACACACAAUGGCAAGGGAAAGCUUUUUGAUGAUGGCCAAUCAGAGGCGACCGGAACUGGCACUGGGACAGAUGAUGUCGAGCUGGACUGGGACGCCUUUGAUAGUGACCUCAAGGUGAUGACAGACACAGCCUCACCAGAGGAGAUCUUCCGCACAGCACGGUCCCUUGACAUGCCAUCGGGACCUGAGCCCCAUGGCCCUCUCCACAUGGCAAGCGCAGAAUUCAGGGCCCUGUGGCUGCGUAUCGACGAGCUGGAUGGGUGCAGGAGUGGCGCAUCGUUCAAGGCAUCCCAUGCAGAGCGGCGUGCCGAAGAGGCACUGGAGAAAGCACGGGAGGUGCAGGCCGUUGCGGACCAAGCACUCCUGCGAGCGCAGAGGGCGGAGGAAGCACUGCGUCGGCUGCAAAGGGAACGGGAGGAAUGGGAGAACAUGCACCCCUGCCACACCGACGAUGACUACAAUGAGGUGCGGCGCGCGCUGAAGGAGGAGCAGAUGGCACGGCUGCGGGCCGAGGAGGGCAUGAAGGCAGCGGAGGCAGAGGCCAAGCGCUACAGGGAAGAGGCCCAAGCCGCGCACGAGGCCCACGAGAUGACACAGAUGGCAGCCCGAUUGGCUGAUGAGCAGCUGAGCGCCCGCGGUGGUGGAGUGGAGAGAUUUGAUCUGCCAAAGGGUGGAUUGUGUAUUGAGCAGAUGGGCGGAAGUGGAGGCAGUGGUGUGAAGAGUGUGGAUAGGUCUGUUGGCGGGCUAGAUAAGUCUAUGGAUGGCAGUAGGCAGCUGAGCGGAAGGGGGAUUAGUGGCGUGAAAGGUGUGGAUAGGUCCGUUGUUGCGGGAGGAAAAGUGGUGCAUGGGAACAGGCUGAGAGGAAGUGAAAGUGCUGGUGCGAAAAGUCUGGAUGGUUCAUCUGGUGUGUUGGAUAAGUCGACGGUAGGCAAUGGGCGGCAGGGUGGAAGACGGCUUAGUGAUGCAAAAAGUGUGGAUCGGUCAGUCUGCGAGGUGGAGGAAUCGAAGAUUGGGAGCGUGGGGUACAAGGAGGAGGGCUGGGUGACGUUUUGGGAGGGUGAGGGUGACGUGGACGGGCCCCAAGGUGGUGGGAGGGUCACAAAUGAUUCAGACGGCCAGAAUGGGGGUGAACGAUUGGGUGGUGGGAUGUUGAGGAAGGAGGAGGGCAUCAUGGGUAAUCAAAAAAUUGGGCAGUCCAAAAGAGAGGAUGGGGUCCAUGAGGACAAACGUUUGAUGAGGGAGAAUAAGAUUCAACCUGGGAUUGGUGGUGGAAAGGCCCAGAGGGAUCGCAGCGAUCAGGAGGCUGGUCAUGCCACCGCUCAAAGCAGGCAAAGCAGCAGUGGCGGUGCGCUUGAGGGAAUAGACCAGGGGCUGCGGCCUGGUGGGAGUGUGGAAGCUGUGUCAGGAUCGCAGGGGACGGGCGGCGACAAAAGAACCCCAUUUGAGAUGGGGCAGGGGCCAGGCGAUGGCGAUCCAUUCCAAGCACUGGUCGCACGCAGCAGCAGCGGCGCUGCAGUCGCAAGCAACCCGUUUGGGCCCCAAGUUGCUACACCCGGGGACAACCCCUUCGGCAUGUGCGAGCCUUCUCCACGUGGGCCCUUAAGGCCCGACGGCCCUGAAUCUUUGAGGCCCAACGACUCUCGGGCCUUGGGGCCCACACCAGAUGUGCCUCAAAGGCCCGGGGGCUUCUUCGAUGAGGUGACGCCGACGCCAAGGCGCGCGCCUCCAGCUCUACCGGAAGGGGGGGCAGGGGCCAGUGGGGGGUGGAAUCCGUUCGCUGUGCAGAAGCAAGUGGAUGAUCACCUGGGGGCUGUGGGAGACGGGGUUGCUGGUGGGGUGGUGGGGGACGAAACCGCAUGGAACCCUUUUGGAUGA
Messenger RNA from Ostreobium quekettii, 2373 nucleotides. The record is from the annotation of a GenBank genome assembly. Lineage: Eukaryota; Viridiplantae; Chlorophyta; Ulvophyceae; Bryopsidales; Ostreobiaceae.